Messenger RNA from Vigna umbellata (rice bean), 1765 nucleotides. Its product is annotated as oxysterol-binding protein-related protein 3C-like. Lineage: Eukaryota; Viridiplantae; Streptophyta; Magnoliopsida; Fabales; Fabaceae. Gene Ontology annotation, cellular component: cytosol; membrane. Gene Ontology annotation, molecular function: sterol binding. The record is from RefSeq and is a predicted model, not a curated record.
UGGUUUUUCCUUUUACCCAAAACACACUUCAUGCUCGUCUCUUCUAUUGUUUGAAUUUGAGUUCGAAUUUGAUUUGGACGAGGUUGGAGUUUUGUAAUUUGUCUGGGUUCUGAAACUGGUAGUCUUCUGAAUUAGGGUUUAAGUUUUACACCCAGAGAUGGGCAGCCCCUCGAAGAAGAACGAAACUAAGGGGUUUUUCUCCGCCAUGUCUUCCAUCUUCACCAACGCUAUGCAUCGAUCAGUCAACGGGCUUCUUGGAUAUGAAGGUGUGGAAGUCAUUAAUCCAGAUGGAGGUAAAGAAGAUGCAGAGGAGGAAGCAGAGAGAGGAAGAUGGAAACAAGAGGAAAGAGAUGGUUACUGGAAGAUGAUGCAGAAAUAUAUUGGCUCGGAUGUAACAUCAAUGGUGACACUACCAGUUAUUAUCUUUGAACCGAUGACUAUGCUUCAGAAAAUGGCCGAGUUGAUGGAGUACUCCUACUUGUUAGAUCAGGCAGAUGAAUCAGAGGAUCCAUACAUGCGGUUAGUUUAUGCAACAUCAUGGGCUAUAUCGGUGUACUUUGCUUACCAACGAACCUGGAAGCCUUUUAAUCCUAUCCUUGGAGAGACUUAUGAAAUGACUAAUCAUGGCGGAAUUACAUUUCUUGCAGAACAGGUGAGUCAUCAUCCCCCAAUGAGUGCUGGGCAUGCUGAGAAUGAGCAUUUUACAUAUGACGUGACUUCAAAGUUGAAAACUAAGUUUUUGGGAAAUUCUGUUGACGUUUACCCUGUUGGAAGAACGCGUGUGACUCUUAAGAGAGAUGGUGUAAUCUUGGAUCUGGUGCCACCUCCUACAAAGGUUAACAACCUCAUAUUUGGCCGUACUUGGAUUGAUUCGCCUGGGGAAAUGAUAAUGACUAAUCUGACAACUGGAGACAAAGCUGUACUAUAUUUUCAACCAUGUGGAUGGUUUGGUGCCGGUCGAUACGAAGUGGAUGGAUAUAUCUAUAAUUCAUCCGAGGAGCCUAAAAUAUUAAUGACUGGGAAGUGGAACGAGUCAAUGAGUUAUCAACAGUGUGAUUCAGAAGGAGAGCCUCUCCCAAACACAGAAUUGAAAGAGGUUUGGCAUGUUGCUGAUGUUCCAAAGAAUGACAAAUUUCAGUAUACACAUUUUGCUCAUAAAAUAAACAGCUUUGACACUGCCCCUAGAAAGUUGUUGGCAUCAGACUCUCGUCUACGCCCAGAUAGAUAUGCACUUGAGAUGGGUGAUCUGUCAAAAUCCGGGGCAGAAAAGAGCAGUUUGGAGGAGAGGCAGCGUGCUGAAAAGAGAACCCGAGAAGAAAAAGGCCAUAAGUUCGUGCCUAGAUGGUUUGAUUUAACUGAAGAAGUGACACCAACUCCUUGGGGUGAUUUGGAAAUUUAUCAAUAUAAUGGUAAAUACAUUGAACAUCGGGCUGCUGCAGAUAACUUGGGAAGCAUUGAUGAUUGUGAUGUUAAAUCAAUUGAAUUCAAUCCAUGGCAGUAUGGUAAUUUGGCCACGGAAUGAAUCGGUUUCUAUUUACCUUUGGUUUUCGGAUGCUGCAGUUGGUUCAUGUAACAUUGUAUUGAUACUAAGAACAAAUCUAAUUUUAUUUUGGUUUUGUUGGCUUGUGAUUAUUGUAAUAUCCGCAGAACAUUAGUAUUUUGAUUCUCCCACAGAUACAAUGUUUUUUGUUUUUGCAUGGAUGAUGGCCGGCCGUAGCCCGUGAGGGUUACCUUGAUUGAACUUGUAUAUAUCCGUUGCUGUCCA